Knipowitschia caucasica is the source of this 336-nucleotide messenger RNA. Lineage: Eukaryota; Metazoa; Chordata; Actinopteri; Gobiiformes; Gobiidae. The record is from the annotation of a GenBank genome assembly.
AUGCGCAGUGAAGAGAGGUGUCAAAGUAAAGAAGCAGCAGCAGCACGGCAGCAGGUGCAGUAUGAAGCUGCAGUGGCAGCAAUAGCAGCAGUAGCGGCAGCAGAAGCAGCAAGCAGCAGCAGCACAAUGCAAUUCAUACGAACAACAGACGUGUCACGCCAGCGUGCGCCGCUUGUCUCCGUGAGCCAGGUUACGUACGUGUCUGAAGAGCCGAGCCGUAGAGACAGGUGCAGCCUGGGAGCCUGCGGAGCGGCAGCGGCAGGAACAGCAGCAGCGGCACAUGUAGUAGUCGGAGCAGCAGGAGCAGGCAGCAGGGACAGGCAGCAGCAGGAAUAG